Tachysurus vachellii is the source of this 4014-nucleotide messenger RNA. It is a transcript of the gene nfatc1, whose product is annotated as nuclear factor of activated T cells 1. The transcript has 10 exons. The coding region runs from base 296 to 2872 and encodes 858 amino acids. Lineage: Eukaryota; Metazoa; Chordata; Actinopteri; Siluriformes; Bagridae. Gene Ontology annotation, cellular component: transcription regulator complex. The record is from RefSeq and is a predicted model, not a curated record. Gene Ontology annotation, biological process: regulation of transcription by RNA polymerase II; cytokine production; calcineurin-NFAT signaling cascade. Gene Ontology annotation, molecular function: transcription factor binding; DNA-binding transcription factor activity, RNA polymerase II-specific; RNA polymerase II cis-regulatory region sequence-specific DNA binding.
CCUCAGCGCGUGAGCUAGUGCGUCACGAAGACCCCGAGCAGCCCGGCACUUCAUUUACAAGAGCUGAAUUAAAACGACGCAACGGGAUUUCUAACAAAAAAUUAAGUCCAUAAGGCGCAUUUCUACAUCCUGGAUUUUAGCGCCUUUUGACAUUAUGCGCACUUUUCCGUGACAGCGUUUUGUAUGCCAUAAUUUUACACAACUGACAAUUUUUUUUUCACCCAAGUUUUUGUAUAUAUAUAUAAUAUAUAUACUGUAACUUGAACUGCUAACUUUCACCAAAGAGGUCGGAAGCAUGAAAUCAGCGGAUGAAGAAACAUACAGCUACACACCAAACAUCAGCCUAUCCCUUUCAAUGAGAAGCCCUUGCCUUCCCACCCAGUACCACAACCUUCAGACCAGUCCCUCCAUCUCAGUUUCUGUCAGCCAACCUUCAUCAUUUUCCCCAAGUGAAGACAUGGGCUCGAUGGGAUACUACCAGUCAUCUGGCCCCAAUGGAGCGCCUGCUCUGGAAAGUCCACGGAUCGAGAUCACAGCUUAUGGUCAGUUCCCUGAAGAUGAGGUGGAAGAGAACAAUGCACCUGUAGCUAAGCGUGUCAACUCCGUUGUGACUUUAACAUUGCCCAGUGGUGAGGGUUACCGUGACCCCAGCUGCCUGAGCCCAGCUAGCAGCAUUUCAUCACGUAGUUGCCACUCUGAGGCUUCAUCAUAUGAGUCAGGCUACUCAUGCAAUUAUGACAACUCACCACAGAACUCCCCAUGGCAGUCACCAUGUGUCUCACCCAAAGGUUCCUCUUCAUUGCUGUCUGGAACGCUGGGCACCUCACCUCGCCAAUCUCCUACUGGAUCUCCCCGCACCAGUGUGACUGAGGAAAGCUGGAUGGCACUUCGUGGCUCCCGCUCCAACUCCCCUUGUGCUGGGAAACGGAAGUACAGUUUUAGCGGCAACGCCUCUCACAAGUACCAUCCAUAUUCUCCUAACCAGUCACCAGGGCUGUCUCCACAAACCUCACCUCGCCUCAGCAUGACUGAAGACACAUGGCUACCCAACACAAACCAGUACACCAAUUCUGCCAUUGUGGCAGCCAUUAAUGCUCUCAGCACAGAUGGAAUGACUGAUAUUGGAGAGGGGAUUCCACUCAAGACCAGGAAAACCAGCAUGGAGCAUAGUACUAGCGUGAGCAUGAAGAUUGAGCCUGGAGGCGAAGAGACAGGCUCCGCAGAACUCUGUCAUGAGGACUACAACUCAUCACGCCUAGCAUUUAAAAAGGAGGGCUACACUAGCUUUCUCGAUGUACCUCAUCAUCCAUAUUGGUCUAAACCAAAGCCAUAUAUCAGCCCAACUUUGCCAGCUCUUGACUGGCAGCUGCCCUCCAGUUCUGGACCAUAUAGCCUGCAGAUCGAGGUUCAGCCUAAAUCUCACCAUCGUGCUCACUAUGAAACAGAGGGAAGCAGAGGGGCCGUGAAGGCCCUUGCUGGGGGACAUCCAAUUGUUCAGCUUCAUGGCUACAUGGAGAGCGAGCCUCUGACGCUGCAACUGUUCAUCGGGACUGCAGACGACCGUCUCCUGCGGCCACACGCUUUUUACCAGGUCCACCGCAUCACAGGCAAGACCGUGUCCACACCCAGCCACGAGAUCAUGCAGGCCAACACCAAAGUGUUGGAGAUUCCACUCCUGCCUGAGAGCAACAUGAGGGCCAUAAUUGACUGUGCCGGAAUUCUAAAGCUACGAAAUUCAGACAUUGAGCUCCGGAAAGGCGAGACAGAUAUCGGGAGGAAGAACACACGAGUCAGGAUGGUGUUCCGGGUCCAUAUUAACCAGCCCAAUGGCAGAACCGUGUCCCUGCAGGUUGCAUCCAACCCCAUUGAAUGCUCCCAGCGUUCUGCACAGGAGCUGCCUCUGGUGGACAGACAAAGUGUGGACAGCUGUCCUGCCACAGGGGGAGAGCACAUGCUCAUCAGUGGCCAUAACUUCCAACCUGACUCCAAAGUGGUGUUUGUGGAAAAAGGACAAGACGGUCAUCACAUAUGGGAGAUGGAAGCCAAAGUUGAAAAGGACUCCUUUAAACCUACGGCUUUGCUUGUGGAGAUUCCAACUUACCGAAACCAAAGAAUAUCUAGCCCUGUUCUGGUGAACUUCUACAUAUGCAAUGGCAAACGGAAGCGGAGCCAGUCCCAGCGAUUCACCUACCUGCCGUGUAAUGUUCCCACAAUCAAGACAGAGCCACAUGACGACUAUGAGCUCCCUCGCUUGUGUGCACUGCAGCACUCCUCUGGCCUCACCAAGCCGUAUUAUGCAUUGCAAGCUGUGCCUGCCAUGAUGCCUUCAGAACACAGAGCCUGUGUGACAGCCGCUUAUGGCCCUCAGAGACUCACAGCAAAACCUUCAUCCCCGUCGUGCUCCUCUUCCUCUCCCAGCACCAGCCCUAACCUGCAGGAUCUCUCACCCACGCAAUUUUCUCCUCAGUGCCUCUCUCCAGGCUCGAACACUGGGCUUCAGCCUAGUGCCAUCCCUCACGUCUCAGCCAUCCAGCCCACACCUGGCCGCUACCAGCAGCCUGUUCUCUACCCAUCAGGCAGUGCAUCCUCUUCUCCUGGCUCCCAUCCCUCCACCCCGAGUUCAGCACCUGAACUCAUCUUCACUCCCAGUCAUAGUUUGACCCAGUCUCCAGUCACAGGUGAGGCCACAGAGAUGCCUAAAGUGCCACUGAGGAGUGGGCCAUCUCCUCUUUUACAGGAAGAAGGAACACCUGCUACACUGGCCAUCAGCAUCAAACAAGAACCACAAGAACUGGAUCAAAUGUAUCUAGAUGAUGUCAAUGAGAUCAUAAAGAAUGACCUGUCCAGCAUCUCCGUUCAUACCCACGCAUAGCGGCAACGGGACGUGAUUCAUACAGAAGAAAUUGACAUUUUUGAAACUUUCAAACCAGAAGAAAAACAUGCCGCCAUUUAGCCUGAUCGCAAUAACAACAUCAGCACUGCAGAGUCGAUUGCAAUUGUAAAGCAGUCAGAUCAAAAAGACUGACUGAAAAAGCAGACAGAAAGUGUAUGGAAUAACAAAAUACUACCAAAACAAUGUCUAUGAUCUGAUGGACCAAGCCCCUGUACGGUGUUAUUUUUUUGGCCUCUACAUUUCCUCUCAUGUGCUCUUGUAGCUCUUUAAAUUAUUACCCAAGUGCAAUUUGUUUUCCAUUAAUAUUUUAAUGUCUAAAUGUUUAAUGUAUGCAUAUGCAUAUGUCAAUACACCUUAAAAUCAAUGGUCAUAUUAUUGUUGUUAGACAGAAUGUCUAAUAUGGUAAUGAAUCAUGUUUAAAUAGCCAUUCCUUUGCUUUACAUUGGGAUUUUGUCCAGCUGUAAUGAAACAAAUAACUGGAAUUGCAUUUUUUUAUACAGUGCAAAAGAAUCCUAUUUAUUUUCUCUACCUGAGCUGGAAUGAAUUGUACACAGGAAAAUGAAUAGUGUGUAUUGUGGUAGUAGAAAAUGCUAAAUGGAGUGAGCAGUAAAGCCGUGCAGUUUCAAAUUUUGAAAACCAAAGUGUUUUAAUCAGGUUAGGCCGUGAUCUGUUUCCAAACUCUGCACUACCUGUAUAUUCUCUGUGCCUCUGUGAGCAUUUCGUGCCUUACGUGUAUUCAUAAAGCCACAGAUUUCCUUUUCUGCUUAAUUGCAUGUUGUCAAUAUUUUACUGAAGAAAUUUUAUAAUCAUUUUAUCUAGCAGAUGACAGGAAAAUGUUUUUUUUGCCGUAUGUCUUUGUUUGUUUGUGAUAGUAUUGAUGCCAUUGUUUUGUAGGUUAUUAGCUAAUGUAUGCACUUUACUUUAUACUUCUCCUUAAUGAUAUUGAGGAAAAAUGAUGACAUAAUUUUUGUAUUCUUUUUUUCAUCAAUCAGUGAAUUCAUGAAAGCAACACACCAGGAUACUGUGUUUCUUGCCAGCAUCUUGUAUCCCAAUUUUACAAUUACUACUACAUUUUUUGAAUUAGCAAUAGCAAAAUAUGCACAAUAAAUGCAUUUAAUAAA